Messenger RNA from Triplophysa dalaica, 5007 nucleotides. It is a transcript of the gene grm1a, whose product is annotated as glutamate receptor, metabotropic 1a. Gene Ontology annotation, molecular function: G protein-coupled receptor activity involved in regulation of postsynaptic membrane potential; adenylate cyclase inhibiting G protein-coupled glutamate receptor activity. The record is from RefSeq and is a predicted model, not a curated record. The transcript is spliced from 9 exons. Gene Ontology annotation, cellular component: postsynaptic density membrane. NCBI's taxonomy places the organism in Eukaryota, Metazoa, Chordata, Actinopteri, Cypriniformes, Nemacheilidae. Gene Ontology annotation, biological process: G protein-coupled glutamate receptor signaling pathway; regulation of synaptic transmission, glutamatergic. The coding region runs from base 252 to 3686 and encodes 1144 amino acids.
GAGGGAGCCUGGCUACGUUGCACUCUGAUAACUGAAGUAUAUCAUCAGUGCACCAGCUGUCUCAGAAGGAGGUAAAGAGAUGUCUCAUUGACUCAGGUAUCAGGACGCAUUCGUGGUCUCUCGCUUGUGCAUCAUGAUCGGUUAAUUUAAUCUGGGACUGCAGAGAAGCGACCGGCGCUCAUAGUCCCAUCUGGCACGAGCAGCUCGCACGCUAUGCCCGCACAGCUGCUUUCCGUCUCGCAGUGUGGAAAAUGGCACGCUUGAAGAUGCAGACACGUCUCUCGUGCGGACACUUCCCACUUUUCAUGUGUCUGUUUUUGCCGGCACUUUUAUCUCACGCGCUUGGAAACAAGCGGUCGAUGGUCCCGCACGCCGCUGGCCGGUCGGCGGCCCAGCGAGCUGCGGCCCGGUCCGUCGCCCGUAUGGACGGUGAUGUUAUAAUCGGUGCGCUUUUUUCCGUGCAUCACCAACCCUCAGCUGAGCGUGUGGCCGAACGAAAAUGUGGAGACGUGCGCGAGCAGUACGGGAUCCAGCGGGUGGAAGCAAUGUUUCAUACUUUGGACCGUAUCAAUGCCGACCCGAACCUGCUGCAAAACAUCACCCUAGGCUGCGAGAUACGGGAUUCGUGCUGGCACUCUUCUGUGGCUCUAGAGCAAAGCAUCGAGUUCAUCCGAGAUUCCCUUAUCUCUAUUCGGGAUGACAAAGACGGAUCUAAGUGGUGUAUCGACGGGACGCCUUCCAACCAACCUCCUCCCAGCAAGAAGCCUAUUGCUGGAGUCAUAGGUCCUGGCUCUAGCUCGGUGGCCAUCCAGGUGCAGAAUCUACUGCAGUUGUUUAACAUCCCCCAGAUCGCCUACUCGGCCACCAGCAUUGACUUGAGCGACAAAACACUCUUCAAGUACUUUCUCCGCGUAGUGCCCUCUGACACACUGCAGGCGCGUGCCAUGUUAGACAUUGUUAAACACUAUAAUUGGACUUAUGUUUCUGCUGUUCAUACAGAGGGUAACUAUGGUGAGAGCGGCAUGGAAGCUUUUAAGGAGUUGGCAGCAGAGGAGGGUCUUUGUAUCGCCCACUCUGACAAGAUCUACAGUAAUGCCGGAGAGAAACACUUUGAGCGCCUGCUAAAGAAACUGCGCGAGCGCCUGCCAAAAGCCCGCGUGGUUCUCUGCUUCUGUGAGGGAAUGACCGUGCGUGGCCUGCUGAUGGCCAUGAGGCGUCUUGGCGUUUCCGGAGAGUUCCAGCUAAUUGGGAGUGAUGGCUGGGCAGAUCGUGAUGAGGUGGUGGAAGGUUAUGAGCAGGAAGCAGAUGGUGGGAUCACAAUGAAGCUACAGACGGAGGAAGUGCAGUCUUUUAAUGACUACUUUCUGAAGUUGCGCUUGGACACCAACACCAGGAACCCGUGGUUUGCUGAGUUCUGGCAGUACCGCUUUCAGUGUCGCAUUCCUGGGCAUCCUCAGGAGAACCAAAACUACCAGAAGAUCUGCACAGGAAAAGAAAGCUUGAAUGACAACUAUGUCCAGGACAGCAAGAUGGGCUUUGUGAUUAAUGCAAUAUACGCGAUGGCUCACGGCCUACAUGAUAUGCACAGAGAAAUGUGCCCAAACCAUCCUGGCCUGUGUGAGGCGAUGGAUCCCAUUGAUGGCAGUAAACUGCUGGACUAUCUCCUCAAAACCUACUUUAGCGGCGUGUCUGGGGAGGAAAUCUACUUUGAUGAAAAUGGAGACACACCUGGCAGGUAUGAUAUUAUGAAUCUGCAAUACGUGGAGGAACUGGGCCGCCAUGAUUAUAUUAAUGUGGGUUCAUGGCAUGAAGGGCUUCUGAGUAUCAAUGAUUAUAAACUCAUGACAAACCGUACUGAGAUGGUUCGGUCGGUCUGCAGUGAACCAUGCAACAAGGGCCAGAUCAAGGUGAUCCGAAAAGGUGAAGUGAGUUGCUGCUGGAUCUGCACUACGUGUAAAGAUAAUGAAUAUGUUCAGGAUGAGUUCACCUGCAGGGCUUGUGAGCUGGGCUGGUGGCCUGAUGACGAACUGGCAGAAUGCAAACCUCUCCCUCUCAAAUACCUGGAGUGGAGCAACGUGGAGUCCAUCGUCGCUGUGUGUUUCUCCUGUGUCGGUAUCCUGAUUACGUUUUUCGUCACCUUCAUCUUUUUCCAGUACGGUGACACGCCGGUGGUGAAGUCCUCCAGCCGCGAGCUCUGCUACAUCAUCCUGGCUGGUAUUUUCCUCGGCUACAUCUGCCCAUUCACGCUCAUCGCCCAUCCCACUGUAAUCUCCUGCUACCUGCAGCGCCUCUUAGUGGGCUUGUCAUCCGCCAUGUGCUACUCCGCCCUCGUCACCAAGACCAACCGCAUUGCCCGCAUCCUGGCUGGCAGCAAGAAGAAAAUCUGCACACGCAAACCUCGCUUCAUGAGCGCCUGGGCCCAGGUGGUUAUUGCCUUCAUGCUGAUUAGUGUGCAGUUGGCUCUGGUGGUCACAUUGAUUGUGUUGGAACCCCCUGAGCCGGUAAAGAGUUACCCCAGCAUUAGAGAGGUCUACCUCAUCUGCAACACCAGUAAUUUGGGCAUGGUGGCCCCGCUGGGGUACAACGGCCUUCUCAUCAUGAGCUGUACUUACUACGCCUUCAAGACCCGCAACGUGCCUGCCAACUUCAACGAAGCCAAGUACAUCGCUUUCACGAUGUACACCACCUGUAUUAUCUGGCUGGCUUUUGUGCCCAUUUACUUUGGCUCCAACUACAAGAUCAUCACCACCUCCUUCUCCGUCAGCCUCAGCGUCACAGUAGCUCUUGGCUGCAUGUUCAGCCCCAAAAUGUACAUCAUCAUCGCCAAGCCCGAGCGCAACGUCCGCAGCGCCUUCACGACCUCUGACGUGGUCCGUAUGCACGUGGGUGACGGAAAGCCCGCUCCCUGCCAGAGCAAUAGCAUCCUCAACAUUUUCCGCAGGAAGAAGAACAACGCGAAUGCAACCGGCAGCACCAAUCCUAAUGGAAAGUCUGUGUCAUGGUCUGAAUCAGGUGCCAGACCCCAGGGGAGGGGGUCGAGUGUGUUCCACAGACUGUCUGUGCAUGUGAGGAGGCAAGCAGUCGGCCAGAGUCAGACGGCAGUCAUACGACCCCUAACUAAUGCCUCAGAGCCCCCCCAUCCCGAAUAUGACGCUGGCCUCAACGCAGCCCCCAACGGCUCGCAUCCCGAAGACAAGGCUCUCUACGACCUCAACGAGGAAGGAAAUCAACUUCUCCAACAACAUACGACCCAGGAGCUUUCCUAUUCUCCUACUCAUUUAAUAGAUCACACCACUGAUCGUCCACAGGGGGGGCAGGUGGACACGCUAAGCUCUACAGUUCCCGAUUUUGAUCAGUUUGUCAUCGGCACAGGCGACAAGUUGAGUCCCGCCUAUAAAUCGUCUGCCAAUCAACUUCCGCUUCCUCUGCAGGGGGACGCGUUCCCGGAGGACGGUUCCGAAAUGGAAGCUCUCGACCUCAUUCACAGGUUUCUGUGCGACAGUGGCACUCAAGAGGAGGAGGAAGAGGUGGCACAGAGUAAGCUGACCCUGCUCACUCCACCUUCUCCCUUCAGGGACUCGCUUCAGUCAGGGGUGUCCAUUCCCGGAUCCCCCGCCUCUGACAACGACCCACCCUUUUCCCAGAAUCUGAACUACGCCCCCAAACAGAGCUCUUUUACACUGUAAAAGCACACGCUCAGGACACAUGCCGCUGUUUAUAAAUCAAUCAUUGGAGGAUAUCAUUCGCUUGCUUACUUGGCUCUGUCAAAAAGACAUCAUUUCAGAAACAAAGAAGGAGCUUGAGCAAAUGGAAUGUCCUGUUGGGAAUAUUUUCACGGAGGUAACAAUGGCAGUAUCCGGUUUCCAAAUGCUGUGGAAAGUUGGAGUCCCAAAUAUUUAUUGUGUCGCUGUGCCCGAAAUCACAACAUUGCGUGAGUGAUAAGGCCAGCUUGCUGCUUUAAUUUUUCAGUCUUAUCUUGAAGACAGACGAGAGACUGGUGUUCUGCAAUAUGUGCUUUUGAAUUUUGCAGCUGGACUAAGGAUUAAGGUAUAUAGUAAAAAUCAAGGGUGUGGAAGCAGACAGCACAGAGACAUCACAUCAACGCCAAACAAAUGUGUGCAUACAGUAAUGGCAAAUCAUUCUCAACUGUUUUCAUGCUGCUGUGUGAUUUUGGUAUUACUUCAAUGAUUUACAUUUUAAACGGUUAACUGUGUACAACACAAAGUGAAACUCUCUGGGCAAACAACAACGUUUCACCUGGCAGGCUGUAUGAGUAAACAUGGAGUUCCCCAGCUAUUUUCCAAUUUCCUUUAGGCUCCCGAAGUCAGUAUUUGCUUAGAGAGUCACAGAUAGGAAUUUCGAUCGUAUAUGAUAGACAUAGGAAGCUUUUUUUGUAUAAAUAUGGAGCCAAGGUACAUAAAAAGAGAACACACGUAUGAACUCAGCUUUGAAAAGGGAGUAAUGUUUUGCAAACAUUUGUAUACUGUUUUUGCCAUCUAUUGUUUUCCACACAGAUGGUGUCUUUGUACAUCUGCUAUAUGAUUCUAUGAUUAGGAUGUUAGACAUUUGUAAGUUUUAGAAACGUCUUAUAAAUUGCUCUUUGUGAUAAAGGGUUACGCGGUGGCACUGUGGAGGGAGUUACCUUUCAGAAACUUUUACAAAUCCCAAGAUUUCUCUUUUAAGUGUGCCAUUUUUUACAUUUUAUCUACAAGCAGUUGCUUCUAGUUGUAACCUGUAGCAUUUACUGCCGAUCUUGCGUAGGAUUAUCACAUUGCGACUGUAAUGCUUUAAGUUUCAAAGGACGUUUAGAAUGCAACUCUCAAAAGAAUAUUAUUGAAUAAGUAUUGUACUUGUUAUAAUGGAUUGUAAUAUUAUGUAUUUUAGUGUAAGUUGUUUGUUGAGUGUAAAGUAACUGACAGAUCAUCUGUUUACAUUGUCUUAUAAAUGAGGAAAAAUGCUAUUUUUGCCAGGACAAAUCAUGCUGUAAAAUAAAUAUUUUAUAUCUAA